AUGGUCGAUCUCAAUCGAGGAUCAAGUCUCGUGUUUCGGGAACAGGUUAAAAAAAAACCAUCCAAGUGUGACAAACACGACAAACGUUACCGACAGAUCGCCGAGGAACUGUUUGAAAAUUCAUGCUGCGCGUACCAGAAAAGAGCGUCGGUUCAGCAGAAGUCGUAUCGUAAAAAUUGUUCUUGGUCAGUGCGCGUCGUAGAAAUGAAAACCGAUAGACCGCCCUGCGUGUCCGAAAGUCGAAAAAUUAGAAAACCUCUGAUGGAAAAGAAACGUCGCGCAAGAAUUAACGACAGUUUGGAAACGCUCAAGCAAAUGUUGCUCGAAUCCAAGACGACGAUAAAGGAGUCCAGGGGAAAAAACGGACAUCGUACCGCAAAAAUGGAGAAAGCCGAUAUUUUAGAGAUGACCGUGAGUUACGUCCAAAAUUUACACCGUAAGUUGAACAAGUUGGAACACCAAUCGCAAAGGGAUUCCCCAACGACUAACGUCUGCAUACGUCCUGCCGAUAGUUCCAGUGAUUGCAAAAAAGUGGGGGUCGCCUUGUACCCCACGAAGUUGAAAGGCGGUGAUAUAGUUUUCCUAGUUCCUUCCCACUUCGCGUCUCCAAAACUGACCUCCGAAGAAAGCGGUGAUAAGGACGGAACGGUCUGGCGCCCUUGGAAAGUGUUCCCUGAGAUUUAUACUGAGCCAGUGUUAACUGAAGAAAUUAACCAAAAUGUAGCUCAAUGUUUUAUCCACGACGAUAGCAGUGUUAAAGAACGCGACGAUAGUGUUAUUGAGGUGCUAUUUGCAAUUUUAAUUCUACAUAGUCGCUGA
Messenger RNA from Cylas formicarius (sweet potato weevil), 819 nucleotides. RefSeq lists its product as uncharacterized. Gene Ontology annotation, molecular function: DNA-binding transcription factor activity, RNA polymerase II-specific; RNA polymerase II cis-regulatory region sequence-specific DNA binding; protein dimerization activity. Gene Ontology annotation, biological process: regulation of transcription by RNA polymerase II; regulation of neurogenesis; anterior/posterior pattern specification. Gene Ontology annotation, cellular component: nucleus. Lineage: Eukaryota; Metazoa; Arthropoda; Insecta; Coleoptera; Brentidae. Bases 1 to 819 code for a protein of 272 amino acids. The record is from RefSeq and is a predicted model, not a curated record. The transcript is spliced from 3 exons.